AGAACUACAUUACCCAUCAGCCUUGCGCUGUCUGCGGAUGAUGACGCAGGGCGGUAACAACACACGGCGGGAAGCGGAAAAGUUUUUCCAAGAAUCAAAACAGAAUAUAUUCAGCUGAUUUCCAGGAGUGCCGCAACAAGAAAGAUGGACGGGAGGAGUCUGUACCAAGAUCUGAAGAGCUGGGCCUCCGAGGAGUUCCAGCUGCCUGAACGCAAACUGCCGUGUGACAGCUUCUUCAGAAAGCUGUGUCUCGGGCAAGGUACAGACAUCUGGAAGUACGUCACUCAGCACGUUCACCAUCAGAGAAAUGUGAAGAUCAUGAGAGGGAAUCUUCAAUGGUACAAAGUGAUGCAGGAGUUUGAGGUGAGGAGGGGAGAGGCUCAGAGCGAGGCUGAGAGGAGGAAGGCGAUUCAGAGAGAGGUGCUGGAGCUGAGGUCAGAGCUGGAGCAGCUGGACUCCCAGAUUGAGAUGGCACAGUGCGAGUUCACUAUCAACGAGAAUUCAGUCAGAGAGACCUGGGAGCGCGCUGUCGAGUCUAAGAAGAGGGACGUGCUUUUGAGAUCGUACGCGGAGCGCUGUGUUCGGGACAGGCAGCGAACGAGUGAGGAUAUCCACAGGAUCCGCGGGCACCGCCAGACACUGGAGCAGCUGACCAGGAAAGCUGAAGUGGAGGUUGGGUUUGGAGGGACCCCAGCUAGUGGUGGAUCAGCUGGCCCUGAACCCCAGAUUCUGCGUGAGGUGAAGCAGGUCUGUCAGGAGAGGUUUCAGUUCUUCCAGUCUCUUCUGGACAGUGAGCUGGGGACGGCGACAUCGGAGGCGCGUUUGUGUCGGGAGGGUCGGGACGCUGCCUUUCAGCACUGGCUCAGUUCAGUGGAGGAUUUGAUUCGCUCCCAUCCUCCCAAUCACAUGCUGGGAGCGCUGGAGGACCUGGCCUCCCAGAGGCAGGCAGCGCUGCGGGAGAAGACAGCCGGGAUCAACGUGUCCCGGGAUGUGCUGGCACUCCGGUUUCGUUAUGAGAGCCAGCAUCUGCAGGAUGUGUCCGAGGAACAGGAGCUGCUCCCUUCAGUGAAGUGGCUUCUGCAGGAAGGCUGGAGUGGGGUGGAGGAGAGGGGCGUGUCUCUGGUUGCUCUCCUCUCUCAGGAGAGGGAGCUCUCUGCUCUGCUGGACACCAAGAGGAAAGAGUCGGCUCUUGUGCUGGCAGGAGACUCCCAGGUGGCCUGCCUUGCUCGGGCUGUGUUUGAUCUGGAGCUGCAGCUCACCAUGGUGAAGGCACGGAGGGACUGUCUGCAGAAGCAAUGCCAGGACUGGGCAGAGACAGCCAGGGGCAAACAGGGGGCCAUCCUGGCACUGCAGCACAAGUGGCAAAGCAUCAUGGACUUCAGGCAGCUAGUGGAUAAGAAGCAGGAGCAGAUUCGGGGCCUCAUCAAAGGAAACUCCACAGCCAAAGCUGAGCUGAUGAAAGUCAAAGCAGAGAUCGAGCUCUUCGUACAGGACAGGCUGCAGCGUCACCAGAGGGAUGUGGAGUUGGGGGCGCAGGAGAUGCACAGCGCUGUCAGCACAGAGCUGCGGCAGUUUGGGGGCCUCUCCCUGGCCGCACUGUCCCGGAGGAACGUGGACGGUGUACUGCGAGUUCCAGCUCACAAGCUCUCUAUUCACCGUCUGGACGCCUCGGCUCCGUUUGAGUCACGAAUCUUCGACAGCACCUGUCAGAGCCUGGCCUUCCCCCGCUACAGGGCUCCGGAGCAGCUCAGCUUCCACACAAUGGCUCUCAAGCUGGAUCUGAGACGCCUGCAACACCUCCUGGAACUCAAGCAGAGCUGCUUACACAGCGUUCACCAGCAGGAGGAGCUGCUGCCCGCCGCUGAUCUGCAGGCUCUGUUGCAGUGUGUGAGGUCGGAGGACAGGGAGUUGGUCACUAACCUCCUGCCCACUGUCCAGCAUCUCUCCCAGCAGAGCAGCCAGUGUCUGGAGUACGGCUCUGAGGUCAAGGCGGCCGUGACGCAGUGGUGGGAGCAGCCGGCUCAGCUCUGCCUCCCUGAGGAGAGGAGACACGGCCUGACCCUGCAGCAGUGGAUCGAGAGGUGGAGCAUGGCAGCCAAGGCACUACAGCAGAGACAAGGGGGCUGGCAGUGAGGCCUGGGGGGGAGGGGGUCCAGUGGUUCAUGAAAAGGGGCUUCAUACCAGGAGGUUCAAAUCCCUCCUCAAUCACUGUGUGCGACCCUGAGCAAGUCGCUUCACCUCCUUGUGCUCCGUCCUUCGGAUGAGACCUAAAACAAACGAGGCCCUAUUGGAAGUGACUCUGCAGCAGCAGUUGAUGAUGCAGAGUUCACCCCCCUAGUCUCUGGAAGUCUCUUUGGAUAAAAGCGUCUGAUAAUUGACUCAUUAUUAAUAAAAAUAACACUGCACACACACAGCCAGCACCCAUCUUUAGAAAGACUAGACGUUCCGUUCAGGGGGGUAUUAUUAAAGAAAUGUAUAAUAUUAUUAGAAUCAAAGCAAGGGGAGGCGUGACUGAGAAUGUGGUCCCGCGGUGAUUUCCAGAUUCUCGUUCAGAUUCGGAUUGCAGAUCAUUUUCUGUGUCAGGAGGUGAUGAUUCGAAAUGAUUUACCAAGUGGACUUCAGAACUUCCCUUGUUGAAAUGACUGUGGGUCAGGAAUUUGAGUGCCAGCAAAUCAGGGCCCUGCUAAAUCUGAUUUGAAAAAGUCACGUUUCUCACAGCAUUAGAAAAAAAGGUCUGUAGGUUUAAUAAUAAGAGAUAUUUUUGCAGUUAUGAUGGAUUUUUUUUUUGUUUUAUGUAUAUGCUGGGGUCCGAUUUGCUCAAACUCCUAUCCCCUGAUCAUUUAUAUUGUAUCCCCUUCAGUCGCUGUGUUUUUUUUUUUUUUUCAAAGUUAA
Molecule: messenger RNA, 2892 nt
Organism: Acipenser ruthenus (sterlet)
Lineage: Eukaryota; Metazoa; Chordata; Actinopteri; Acipenseriformes; Acipenseridae
Product: HAUS augmin-like complex subunit 5
Exons: 20
Coding region: 145-2133 (662 amino acids)
Biological process (GO): spindle assembly; centrosome cycle
Cellular component (GO): centrosome; HAUS complex
Source: RefSeq, a predicted model, not a curated record